UUGAUUUCGCAGGAACUUUUCGUACGGUAGCAGAGGGAAAAGAUCUGCAACGUAAUGGAGGAGAACGACCUCUGUUACCCCUUUUUUGGCGGUGCAGUGUAAUUUCUUUUUGGUUAACCCUCUUCAUCAGUCAUAACUAUGGGUGGUUGUAUGGGAACAUCUCGAGAUCCAAGCAUAAGAGUCAGCUCUGGUAGCGAUCAAUUUGGUAGUACGCCAGGAGUUACUUUGGGUCGCAAUCAACCACUGAAGAAAGAGAGACCGCCAUGGACUUCUGAAAUUCCUCUUACAGAAGGCCAACUCCGUAGUAAAAGAGAGGAGUUUUGGGAGACUGCGCCUGCUUUUGAAGGGCGGAAGGAGAUUUGGGAUGCGUUAAGAGCAGCUGCUGAAACGGACGAUCAUACUUGGGCGCAAGCAAUUGUAGAUGGAGCAAACAUUACUCUUCCCACAGGAUCAUUGCAAGAUGCAUAUGAUGAACUUGGUAACAGAUAUGUCCUCCCAGUUUAUUGUGUGAGCAAGCCAACAAAUUUAAUCAGAGAUGAAGAUGUUAGUGGUGAGGCCAGUGCAGAAGUUGAAGAUGAUGACUCAGUGCCCACAGGGGAAGAACUGUAUAUUAAACUUCGCUUGUCCACUGGCAAGGACCUUAAAAUGACUGUAUAUACUUCAGACACUGUCCUUAAAAUUAAGAGAAAGCUUCAAAAACUGGAAGGGAUUGAGCCAUCCAAGCAGAGAUGGUUUUAUGCAGGGCGAAUGUUGAUUGACAAGACCACAAUAGGAGAGGCGAAAAUUCCCAAAGGUCAUGUUGUGCAAGUAAUUUUGCCGCAACCUACACCUGUUGAAAACUAAAAGGUUGUAACUCAAGGCAGGCAUUUUUCGCUGCUACAAACUUUUUUUAUGUCCUAUGAAGUGUCAAACACCCAUACAGAAGAAUUCUCAACCAGGAGCCUGUUUCAGGCACUUGGUUUAGUGAAAAACAGCCUAAAGGAAAUUAAGUGAGAACAGGGUAUGCCUGCCAAUUGCCUGGAACAACUGAGAAGUUAAUCACAAUGUUAUUACAAGAAUGUUAUACUUGCCCUCAAGCAUCAUCUUCUCCCGAAGGACAUACCCAGCUUUUACGAACAAUGCACACUUGAAUGUAAAUCAGGCCAUCCCUUUAAAAUGUUUUGUUUUUCAUCACCAUCAUCCCUUUCUUGAAAGUGAGUCAAUUGUUGGGCAAAGAAAAGUAACAAAACAAUUAAUGAAGGUAACUUGAGUUCAAGUUCCCUUUCACUCCCAAAAUCCCAUUUUUAUCUAGUACUUAUCUUAACUGUCUUAAGUACAGUUCUAAAGAUGCAAAUUUUGAGAAUUUGGUAUUGGAUCAACUAACAAUUAGCUAAUUAAGACUUAUUCUUUAUUCUCAUCACUUGUCUGCCUGAUAUUGUACAGAUAUUGUAAGGAGAAAUUCUGUCUUAAUCACUAAUUGGAGUUAAAGGGUUAAUACUUUUGAUAUUAAAUACAAGCUAGGACAUUAGAAAAAACAAAUUGUGUUUAAAUUUAAGUCUUAAUCUUUAAUAUGUGUUAAAUUAAAAUUAGCAAGAAAAAGAAUUGUGUCGAUCAGUUAAUGUGUCAGUAUAUUGCACCUUGUUAAUUUGUUAAAAUAACAUGAGGUUAGAUGAUAGGAUGGUAAAUAUUUGAACCCUUUAACUCCAAGAUCUAAUGAAUAAUUCUUCCUAUGACUGCCAUACUUUUCCUUAUAAAUUAGACAGGAGAAGUUGGUCUUAUUCCAAAGUAACACCCUCUGGUUGAUAAGCUUCUCUGUUCUCAUAACCUGUAUACAAGAUAACUUGUUGGAAUGGUAAGGAGAAGUUAGAUGUUAUUAACUUCUGGGAAUCUCUUAGGGGUCAAAGGGUUAAGAGGAUGGCCUUACAUCACUAAGGACCAGUAAUCUUAACAUGAAAAAUGAACAUUUGAUGCAGGAAGGAUGUCCAUGUAUGGCUGAAUACUAACUGGGUAUCAUCGGUGUCAAUGGCUUACUAUGCCUAUGCUUGAUUUAAAUGUUUGUGAAUUUAGUAACCUUACUACACCUUUGGCAAGAGGUUACUGGACUGGAUUCUUGAGUUUGUAGAGAUUUAAUACCCCAUCUUCAGUUUAAUGCUGAAUUUCAAAAUAACAAGUAACUCAAGGUUAUGUGCCAAAUUAUUAUUAGCUUAAGAGCAGAUCCUUAUCAUUAGUGCUUCGUGAGUGUCUCUUUGCCUAUGGAAAAAUACAAGUUCUUGAGCAAUGUUAGCUGGGAAGAGGUUUGCAAGGGGUGUGGCACUGAUUAUUGGUGCCAGACCCUUGGUACAUCUCUCUUAGACUUGUCCCCAAUCUUCACAUGGGCAAAGAAAUGCAGGUCUUGCACUGCCAAUAAUGAGGGCAUGCUUCUAAGCUAACACAAUUUUGAGUCUGAUAUUGCUCAAUUGCAACCCCUUAAAAUCUAGCGUUCAGCUCUUAUUUUCAAUGUAGAUUGUUCUUUCUCAAGAAAUUAUAGAAUAGUGACCAUAGAUUAAUGGUGACAGAUGCUUGUCUUGCUUAACUCAUUUCUCAAUCUUCUACAAGUUGCAGGGUGUUUUGCCCUUAACAUUAAAGUUCUCUAAUCAAUCACUGCCUGUGAUGAAACCCUUUCUGUUAGAAAUAAAAGAAUUAUUUGCUACCUC
Molecule: messenger RNA, 2672 nt
Organism: Pocillopora verrucosa
Lineage: Eukaryota; Metazoa; Cnidaria; Anthozoa; Scleractinia; Pocilloporidae
Product: ubiquitin domain-containing protein 2
Molecular function (GO): protein binding
Source: RefSeq, a predicted model, not a curated record